CGUGACUCGUCCCUUUGCUCGGUAGGUCACCAUGUUGAGCGUAAUAUCAAGGGUUGCGGCUGGUGUUUUGCGGGGGGCUAAACCCUCCUUAACACCACAAAAGUUGCAGAAUGAAAGCGCAAAAAUCGUGUCAGCCCUCUCCGUUAACAGUAGCGUGUAUUAUGCGACUGCACCGCAGGCAAAGACAAAGGGAGCAUCUGGGAAAGUAGUAGCUGUGAUUGGUGCUGUUGUUGACGUACAGUUUGAAGAUAAUCUACCACCAAUUUUAAAUGCUUUAGAAGUUCAGAACAGGAAACCUCGCCUUGUGCUGGAGGUUGCACAACACUUGGGAGAAAACACAGUCCGAACAAUUGCCAUGGAUGGUACUGAAGGUCUGGUGCGAGGUCAGGAAGUUCUGGAUUCAGGAUUUCCUAUUAGAAUACCUGUAGGAGCAGAAACAUUAGGAAGGAUCAUCAAUGUAAUUGGGGAACCAAUUGAUGAAAGGGGUCCAAUUAACACCACAAAGUUUGCAGCCAUUCAUGCAGAUGCACCAGAGUUUGUAGACAUGAGUGUGGAGCAAGAGAUCCUGGUGACUGGAAUUAAAGUAGUGGAUCUUCUUGCUCCCUAUGCAAAGGGUGGAAAAAUUGGGCUGUUUGGAGGUGCUGGUGUUGGCAAAACUGUGUUGAUCAUGGAACUGAUUAACAAUGUAGCCAAGGCUCAUGGUGGUUACUCAGUAUUUGCUGGAGUUGGUGAGAGGACGCGUGAAGGAAAUGAUUUGUACCAUGAAAUGAUCGAGUCUGGUGUCAUUUCUCUCAAGGACAAGACCUCCAAGGUGGCGCUGGUGUAUGGCCAGAUGAAUGAGCCCCCUGGUGCUAGGGCUCGAGUGGCUCUGACAGGCCUCACUGUUGCCGAAUAUUUCCGAGACCAAGAAGGACAGGAUGUGUUACUGUUCAUUGACAACAUUUUCAGAUUCACCCAAGCUGGUUCAGAGGUGUCAGCCUUGCUGGGCCGCAUCCCUUCUGCUGUGGGUUACCAGCCAACUUUGGCAACUGACAUGGGUACCAUGCAGGAAAGAAUCACCACCACAAAGAAGGGAUCAAUCACAUCAGUACAGGCCAUCUAUGUGCCAGCUGAUGACUUAACUGAUCCAGCUCCUGCUACCACCUUUGCUCACUUGGAUGCUACAACUGUGUUGUCGCGAGCUAUUGCGGAGCUAGGUAUCUAUCCUGCUGUGGAUCCACUUGACUCAACAUCCCGUAUUAUGGACCCCAACAUCAUUGGUGCUGAGCACUACAAUGUUGCACGAGGUGUACAGAAAAUCCUACAGGACUACAAGUCUCUUCAGGAUAUUAUUGCUAUCCUGGGUAUGGAUGAAUUGUCUGAGGAAGAUAAGCUAACUGUAGCACGAGCUCGUAAAAUCCAGAGGUUCCUGUCACAACCUUUCCAGGUGGCUGAAGUGUUUACUGGUCAUGCGGGCAAACUGGUUCCGUUGGAAGAAACCAUUAAGGGAUUCCAGCAGAUUCUACAAGGUGAGUAUGAUCACUUACCAGAAGUUGCAUUCUACAUGGUUGGACCUAUUGAGGAGGUGGUUCAGAAGGCAGAGAAACUUGCAGAAUCAACAAAUUGAAGUGUUCUGAAGAAGUAUCUGUGCCUGUAAUAAGAAUCCUUGUGUACAUCUCUUUGUUAUUAUAGUAAGAACAUUACCGGUCCUAAGUAGUGUAUGACUACAAACUUGUGAUUCAGGGCUGCUUGGUUAAGUUAUACAAUCUUCAUGAUAGCUUAAGAAUUAUAAAGGAUACAUUUUCUUUGUAAUAUAUACAUCUGAACUUCACUAAACAGUUGUACCUUGGUAUAUGUGUAGUGAAAAGAUUGUCACGCAUUUCUCAUUCUUUCUGUUAUGUGUGGAAAAGUCAUGCCACAAAUAAAUUGUUAAAAAUGA
Messenger RNA from Cryptotermes secundus, 1918 nucleotides. RefSeq names its product ATP synthase subunit beta, mitochondrial (gene ATPsynbeta). The record is from RefSeq and is a predicted model, not a curated record. Gene Ontology annotation, biological process: proton transmembrane transport; proton motive force-driven mitochondrial ATP synthesis. Gene Ontology annotation, molecular function: ATP binding; proton-transporting ATP synthase activity, rotational mechanism; ATP hydrolysis activity. Lineage: Eukaryota; Metazoa; Arthropoda; Insecta; Blattodea; Kalotermitidae. The coding region runs from base 32 to 1606 and encodes 524 amino acids. The transcript has 10 exons.